Haliotis rufescens (red abalone) is the source of this 8628-nucleotide messenger RNA. Its product is annotated as microtubule-associated protein futsch-like. Lineage: Eukaryota; Metazoa; Mollusca; Gastropoda; Lepetellida; Haliotidae. The coding region runs from base 13 to 7146 and encodes 2377 amino acids. The record is from RefSeq and is a predicted model, not a curated record. The transcript is spliced from 2 exons.
AAGAUCGCAGAUAUGAGCCUAACUGCCACUAGUGUUUCGAAAGAUGAAGGUGACACUAAGGUUUCCAAAGUGAAGGGUGAUGGGGCUAAAUCUGGAGAGGUGAAGGAUGCCUCCAAAAAGAAAAUACAAGAGGCGAGUCUAAAUACCACCAAUCUUUCCAAAGAGCAAAGUGAAAUACCUGAGCCUAGAGAAAAGUAUGAUACACCCAAAGUUAAAAUCACAGAGACGACUCCAGUUACCACUUGUGAUUCCAAAGAGCAAGGUGAUGGGCCUAAACCUGUUGAGAUGAAGGCCGCAUCCACAGUGAAGAUUCCUGAGGCAGGUCACGGUAACAUUAAUGUUUCCAAAGAAAAAGGUGGCACUAAGGUUUCCAAAGUGAAAGGUGAUGGGGCUAAGUCUGGAGAGAUGAAGAAUGCCUCCAAAGAGAACAACGCCGUGGCAAGUCUGGUCCCAACUCGUCUUCCAAAACUGCAGGGUGGAAUACCCAAAUCUGGAGAAAAGAAGGACACACCCAAAGUGAAGAUCGCAGAUAUGAGCCUAACUGCCACUAGUGUUUCCAAAGAUCAAGGGGGAAUACCUAAAUCUGGAGCAAAGGAGGACACACCCAAAGUGAUCAUCACAGAGACGAGCCUAGCUAAUACUAGUGUUUCCACAAGGCAAGGUGGAACACCUAAAUCUGGAGAAAAGAAGGACACACCCAAAAUGAAGAACACAGAGACGAGCCAAGCUGCCACACGUGUUUCGAAAGAUAAAGGUGACACUAAGGUUUCCAAAGUGAAGGGUGAUGGGGCUAAGUCUGGAGAGGUGAAGGAUGCCUCCAAAAAGAAAAUACCAGAGGCGAGUCUAGACACCACCAAUCUUUCCAAAGAGCAAGGUGAAAUACCUGAGCCUAGAGAAAAGUAUGAUACACCCAAAGUUAAAAUCACAGAGACGACUCCAGUUACCACUUGUGAUUCCAUAGAGCAAGGCGAUGGGCCUGAACCUGUUGAGAUGAAGGCCGCAUCCACAGUGAAGAUUCCAGAUGCAGGUCGUGGUAACAUUAAUGUUGCCAAAGAGCAAGGUGGCACCAAGGUUUCCAAAGUGAAAGGUGAUGGGGCUAAACCUGGAGAUAUAAAGGAUGCCUCCAAAAAGAAAGUCCCAGUGGGGAGUCUAGUCGCCACCAGUCUUUCAAAAGUGCAGAGUGAAAUACCUAAAUCUGGAGAAAAGAAGGACACACCCAAAGUGGAGAUCACAGAUAUGAGACUAGCUGCCACUAGUGUUUCCAAAGAUCAAGAAGAAAUACCUAAAUCUGGAGAAAUGAAGGACACACCAAAAAUGAACAUGACAGAGACAAGCCUAGCUAAUACUACUGUUUCCAAAGAGCAAGGUGGAAGACAUAAAUCUGGAGAAAAGAAGGACACACCCAAAGUGAAGAUUGCAGAUAUGAGCCAAGCUGCCACUAGUGUUUCAAAAGAUCAAGGGGAAAUACCUAAAUCUGGAGAAAAGAAGGACACACCCAAAGUGAAGAUCACAGAGACGGGCCUAGCUGCCACUAGUGUUUCCAAAGAGGAAGGUGGACUACCUCAAUCUGGAGAAAAGAAGGACACACCCAAAAUGAAGAUCACAGACACGAGCCAAGCUGACACUCGUGUUUCGAAAGAUAAAGGUGCCACUAAGGUUUCCAAAGUGAAGGGUGAUGGGGCUAGGUCUGGAGAGGUGAAGGAUGCCUCCAAAAAGAAAAUACCAGAGGCGAGUCUAGACACCACUAAUCUUUCCAAACAGCAAGGUGAAAUACCUGAGCCUAGAGAAAAGUAUGACACACCCAAAGUUAAAAUCACAGAGACGACUCCAGUUACCACUUGUGAUUCCAAAGAGCAAGGUGAUGGGCCUGAACCUGUUGAGAUGAAGGCCGCAUCUACAGUGAAGAUUCCAGAGGCAGGUCGCGGUAACAUUAAUGUUUCCAAAGAAAAAGGUGGCAACAAGGUUUCCAAAGUGAAAGGUGAUGGGGCUAAGUCUGGAGAGAUGAAGAAUGCCUCCAAAGAGAACAACGCAGUGGCGAGUCUGGUCCCAACUCGUCCUCCAAAAGUGCAGGGUGGAAUACCCAAAUCUGGAGAAAAGAAGGACACACCCAAAGUGAAGAUCGCAGAUAUGAGCCUAACUGCCACUAGUGUUUCCAAAGAGCAAGGUGCCACUAAGGUUUCCAAAGUGAAAGGUGAUGGGGCUAAACCUGGAGAUAUAAAGGAUGCCUCCAAAAAGAAAAUCCCAGUGGGGAGUCUAGUCGCCACCAGUCUUUCAAAAGUGCAGCGUGAAAUACCUAAAUCUGGAGAAAAGAAGGACACACCCAAAGUGGAGAUCACAGAUAUGAGCCUAGCUGCCACUAGUGUUUCCAAAGAUCAAGGAGAAAUACCUAAAUCUGGAGCAAAGGAGGACACACCCAAAGUGAUCAUCACAGAGACGAGCCUAGCUAAUACUAGUGUUUCCACAAGGCAAGAUGGAACACCUAAAUCUGGAGAAAAGAAGGACACACCCAAAAUGAAGAACACAGAGACGAGCCAAGCUGCCACACGUGUUUCGAAAGAUAAAGGUGACACUAAGGUUUCCAAAGUGAAGGGUGAUGGGGCUAAGUCUGGAGAGGUGAAGGAUGCCUCCAAAAAGAAAAUACCAGAGGCGAGUCUAGACACCACCAAUCUUUCCAAACAGCAAGGUGAAAUACCUGAGCCUAGAGAAAAGUAUGACACACCCAAAGUUAAAAUCACAGAGACGACUCCAGUUACCACUUGUGAUUCCAAAGAGCAAGACGAUGGGCCUAAACCUGUUGAGAUGAAGGCCGCAUCCACAGUGAAGAUUCCAGAGGCAGGUCCCGGUAACAUUAAUGUUGCCAAAGAGCAAGGUGGCACCAAGGUUUCCAAAGUGAAAGGUGAUGGGGCUAAACCUGGAGAUAUAAAGGAUGCCUCCAAAAAGAAAGUCCCAGUGGGGAGUCUAGUCGCCACCAGUCUUUCAAAAGUGCAGAGUGAAAUACCUAAAUCUAGAGAAAAGAAGGACACACCCAAAGUGGAGAUCACAGAUAUGAGACUAGCUGCCACUAGUGUUUCCAAAGAUCAAGAAGAAAUACCUAAAUCUGGAGAAAUGAAGGACACCCCCAAAGUGAACAUGACAGAGACGAGCCUAGCUAAUUCUACUGUUUCCAAAGAGCAAGGUGGAAGACAUAAAUCUGGAGAAAAGAAGGACACACCCAAAGUGAAGAUUGCAGAUAUGAGCCAAGCUGCUACUAGUGUUUCAAAAGAUCAAGGGGAAAUACCUAAAUCUGGAGAAAAGAAGGACACACCCGAAGUGAAGAUCACAGAGACGGGCCUAGCUGCCACUCGUGUUUCGAAAGAUAAAGGUGACACUAAGGUUUCCAAAGUGAAGGGUGAUGGGGCUAAAUCUGGAGAGGUGAAGGAUGCCUCCAAAAAGAAAAUACAAGAGGCGAGUCUAGACACCACCGAUCUUUCCAAAGAGCAAGGUGAAAUACCUGAGCCUAGAGAAAAGUAUGAUACACCCAAAGUUAAAAUCACAGAGACGGCUCCAGUUACCACUUGUGAUUCCAAAGAGCAAGGUGAUGGGCCUGAACCUGUUGAGAUGAAGGCCGCAUCCACAGUGAAGAUUCCUGAGGCAGGUCGCGGUAACAUUAAUGUUUCCAAAGAAAAAGGUGGCACCAAGGUUUCCAAAGUGAAAGGUGAUGGGGCUAAGUCUGGAGAGAUGAAGAAUGCCUCCAAAGAGAACAACGCAGUGGCAAGUCUGGUUCCCACUCGUCUUCCAAAAGUGCAGGGUGGAAUACCCAAAUCUGGAGAAAAGAAGGACACACCCAAAGUGAAGAUCGCAGAUUUGAGCCUAACUGCCACUAGUGUUUCCAAAGAGCAAGGUGACACUAAGGUUUCCAAAGAGCAAGGUGACACUAAGGUUUCCAAAUUGAAAGGUGAUGGGGCUAAGUCUGGAGAGAUGAAGGAUGCCUCCAAAAAGAACAAUCUAGAGACGAGUCUAGUCGCCAAUAAUCUUUCAAAAGAGCAAAGUAGUAUACCUAAAUCUGGAGAACAGAAGGACUCACCCAAAGUGAAGAUCCCAGAUACGAGUCUAGUUACCACUAUUGUUCCCAACGAGCAGCGUGGUAGGCCUAAAGUCCGAGAGGGGAAGGAUGCGCCCGGAGCGAAGAUCCAAGAAGCAGGCCCGGAUAACACUGAGAUUCACAAAGAGAAAGGCGAAUGGGCUAAACCUGGAGAGAUGAAGGCCACAUCCAUCGUAAAGGUUCCAGAGGCGGGUCCCGGUAACACAAAUGUUUCCAAAGAGAAAGGUAACGCUGAGAAAUGUGAUGGGGUUGAAACUGGAAAGAUGAAGGUCGCAUCCAUUGUGGCGAUUACAGAGGCAGGUCCGGAUAACACUAAUGUUUCCAAUGAGCAAGUUGGAAGGCCUAAGGCUGGAGAGAAGAAUGAUAUACCCAAAGUGAAAAUCCCAGAAACAAGUCUAGUUACCACUAGUUUUUCCAAAGAGCAGAGUGGUAGGCCUCAAUUUUGGGAAAAGAAGGAUGCAACCAAAGUGAAGAUCCAAGAAGCAAGACCGGGUAAUAUUCAGGUUUCCAAAGAAAAGAGUGCUAUUAAGGUUUCCAAAGUGAAAGGUGAGGGGGCCAAGCCUGGACAGAUAAAGGCUGGAACUAUAGUGAAGAUUCAAGAGACAGGCAAUGGUUACGUUAAUGAUAACAAGAUGAAAGGUACUGGGGCUAAGACAGUAGAGAUGAAGGUGGCAUCCAAAGUAAAAACUAAGUUUUCCAAAGAGAAUGGUGAUUGGACUAAUGCGAGAGAGAGAAAGGAUACAUCCAAACUAAAGAUGCAAGGUAACACUACGGUUUCCCAAGGGAAAGAGAAAGGUGAUAGGCCUAAUCGGGGAGAGAGAAUCGAUGCACCUCAGAGCACAAACAGCAUUUUCAAAGAAACGCCUAAGCCAGAGGAGCACCCGGGUAACACUCCCGAUUCUCAAAAGCGUGAUACCAAACAUGCCCCCAACAUGGCGAUUCUGGAGGCUCCAAGUAAGACUCAAAAUUCACCAGAUCAUGACGCUAGGCAAAAUACCAAAACAAGAAAGGAUGCACCCAAAGUGAAGAUCUCAGAUGCAGGUCCGAGUAGUACUAAUAUUUCCCGAGAGAGAGAUGGUAGUCCUAAGUCUGGGGGGAAGAAGGUUGCUUCCAAAGUGAAGACCCCAGAGACAGUUUCUGAUAUGACGAGAGAUGCCCCAGUGCAAGAAGGUAGGCCUAAGCCAGAAGUGAAGAAGGCUGGUGUGGGAAACACCAAAGCUUCCCAAGAUACAAGAAAUGGGCUAAACCCAGGACAGAGAAUUGGUGCAUCAAACAUGAAGAUCCCAGCAGGUAAAGGUAGUAGGCCAAAGCUUGGGGACAGCAUACAUGCCCCCAAAGCAACAAUUCGAGAGGGAGCGAAUGGUAGCAUUAAAGGUUCUCAAGAGCAUGAUGGUGGGCAAAUUGUGGGAGAAGCGAAGAAUGCAACCAAAGCGAAGAUUCCAGAAGCAUAUCCGGGUUACAUAAAAAGGUCCCUUUGUGAAAGAGAAGGAGAAAAGAAUGAUACACUCACCGCGAAUAUCCAAGAAGAGAGUCUGGAUUAUACUGAUUAUUCCCGAGAUCAAAGUAAUAAGCCUAAACCUGGAGAACAGAAGGAUGCUCCCAAAGUGAUGAUUCCAGAAACAGCUCGGGGGAAGACGCAAGGUUUCCAAAAGCCUGAUGGUAGGCAAAAUAUGGGAGAGAGGGUGGAUGCACCCAAAGACAAGAUCCUUGAUAUGGGUUCAGGAAACACAGAAAUGGCCCAAGAAGAAAAUGGUAGGUCACGGCCAGGAGAGAGGAAUGCCACAGUGGAGCUUCCAGAGGCAGCUCUGGCAAACACAAUGUUUAACCAAGUGAAAGGUGGUAGGCCUCAUCCUGGGGACAGCAAAUAUGCCACCACAGGAACGAUAUCAGAGCCAGAUCCGGGUAACACUCAAUAUUUCCAAGAACAGGAAAGCAGGAAAAAUACGAAGAUGGGUGAAGUGAGGAUUCCAGAUGGUGGUAAUCCUCAACCUGAAGACAGGAACGAUGCACCUAUAGUGAUGACCCUAGAUGCAGGUACAGAUAACAACAAACUAUCCCAAAAGCAAGAUGGGAUUCUUAAGUCUGGAAUGAGGAAACUGAAGAUCCCAGAAACAUAUCUUAAUAACACCCAAAAGUCCCCAAAACAAGAUGAUAGGACUGAUCAGAGUGAGAGGAAGGAUGCACCAAAAGUGAAUAUCACAAAGGCAGGUGCGGAUAACACUAAACAUCCCCAAGAGCAUGGUGGUAGGCUUAAGCGUGGAGGGAGGAAGGAAGCGUCCAAAAGGCAUGUUCCAAAGGCAGCGCCGUGUAACACUCAAGAUUUUCGAGACAAAGUCAGUGGACUUAAGCUUUUAGAGAAUAUUGCAUCCACAGUAAAGAUUCAAGAAGUAGGCCCCGGCAAUACUAAAGAGUCCCAGUUGCAUGUUGGUAAGUCUAAGCCUGGAGGCAGGAAAUAUGCACCUAAACUGAAUGUUCGAGGCCUUGGUUACCCUACUGAGUCACACGUACGUGGCGGUAAGUCAACAACUUUGAUAAGAAAGGAAGCACCAAAAGCGAAGAUCCUAGAGACAGGUCCGCGUAAGAUUAAAGAAUUCCCCAAACAAGGUCGUAGGCCUGGAGAGAGGAAAUAUGCACAGACAAAAGUGUUCUCAAGAAUAAAGAAAUGCGCAUCCAACCGGAUGCCUCGUGUCAUGAAAGCAACUACAAGUAGAACUAUUAACAAAAGAAAGCCUGCUACGGCUGUCCAUAGUGUACACCCCAGUGGAAAGGAUUCAGAGUUUCAGGGUGGAGGGACCAACAUGACUGUUGUUACAUCAUUUCGGGGUCCAGUGUUUUCAAAUCCGAAAUGGGACGGUGAUUCUACAAUGAAAGACAUUUUCUCAUGGGGGGCGGCCAUUGAUACUGUUAUCUCCAAACAAACCAUCGAAGAACAAGAAUCCACUUCUCGUGGAAGCAAGCAGGCAAAGGUAUCACAUGGAGAUCACUUGAACUGUUACUGUCAUUACAAAUGUUCCUGUAAAUUUGACGAUACCUGUUUUUGCGGAAGGCAAGCAGACCACAGGUAGUUUUUUAGAUGUACUGUUGUUAUACUUAAGGAUAAUUAGACUAAUCAUUUUAGUUUGUAGUAUAAGGUACACACGAGACAGCUUCUAAUACGUCCCUUAGAGAAAUCUUUUCGUUUGCGUGCAUGUCUUCAUCUAUUGCAAACAUUUCGUAUUUUCGAGUUCUCCAAAACCCAGGCGUCUAUCAAUAUAAGUAUUACACAAUAGUAGUUUGUUCGUGCCUAUUCAUUUUCGUGAAUUAAUGUAACAGCUAUCAAGUUAGUGUUUAUGUACAUAGGCGUUUGAGGAGGUUCAACUGUCAGUAAAAGUUGGUUCUUCAUAAACAUGGUUAAUCGCGACUACGAGACAAAGAGUUUGCGCUUCAGUAAAACCUCGUUAAAUUGAACUUCACUUACUGGUUUAAGACGAAGUACCAAUACAAUCCUUAUCCUUUUUUUGGUAAGAGCUCGGCACUACUCUUGUCCCGAACUUAGGAUAACUUAUGUUUUCGACGGUCCCCUUGAAAUCGAGUCAAGGGGGUUCACUAUGUACAGCAUAUGUAAAUUAUUUUGGGACACAGUACAUACUUAAAAUAAUGAUUUGAUAUUCCCUGGCCACAAUUUGACAUCAUUAUUUUGACUUUGACAUCAUUAUUUUGACGUCUUCUAUUUUUAUUCAUAUACCAGUGGCCAUGGCUUGCCGUCGCUUUCAUGCUUAUGAUAUAUUAAUCCUGCAGUGAAGUAAAACAGUUUGAAAGUCGGAGGUUUUAUCGGUGUUGUACUUAUAAAAAGUAGUAUUUCGACUUUGUAUAUAUCCAUGCUGGUUUCAUUAUUAUAAUAUUCAAUGUUUACAAACAUUUUCUCACUUUGGUGGUAGAUGGUAGAUGUUAUUUUAUUACCCUGUCUGCUAUAGGCAUUUGUCAGAGAGGUACUGGCUGUACGUGCAUUCUGUCAUUGUUAAUUAUUUACUGAUAUUUCGGCGGUUAAUCAAGACUGAGUUGGUGUUCUCGAUACAUUUCAUUAAGAGAUUCAUAUCUGUGCAAGUGACAUUCGUAAAAUUUGUUUAUUUCAAAUACGAAUGUUAUGUCAACGCCAGAAAAUAACCAGUCUCGAUUAUCUGCCCAAACAGAUUCCACUGGGCGUAAAAGGCAAGACAGUGGUAAACAUUAAAUGAACGGAUCACUGAAAACUAGUAAUGACAUCGGGUGUUUGCGGUGUUCAAACACAAUAUUUAGAAGCUUUAUGGCAGUUUUAAUUAACUAUUAAUUACACUAUUAAUUUAACGUUAUUACUUCAAGUUUUAUUUUGAUACAAUUCGAAGUAAAAUGCAUACCCUUCCAUUUAAUGACUUACUGUACUUUAUCAUUUAAAUCAAUGUUAUGGAUCGACAAUUUUGUGCCACUAUAGCACAUGUGAUACUUCUGUGUACAUAGAAGGCGGGGCGGUCGGGUAGCCUAGUGGUUAAAGCGUUCGCUCGUCGCGCCGAAGACCCAGGUUCGAUUCCCGA